This is a messenger RNA of Arctia plantaginis, 351 nucleotides long. NCBI's taxonomy places the organism in Eukaryota, Metazoa, Arthropoda, Insecta, Lepidoptera, Erebidae. The record is from the annotation of a GenBank genome assembly.
AUGAGCACGGGUGAUGGAACGAUCGGGGGUCACCAGAAGGUGGAUGACCGUCUUGGCCACCAUCAGUCAAUGAGCCAAAUGCUCUACGGUGCUGGACUGGGUCCUGGUCGAUCAGGUUCAUCGUCAUCUUCACCAGUAGGUGGUACCAAUACUGGGAGUGGGCUGCUCGUCGUUCCCCAACCAUUGGGCAAAGGCCCGACGAAACUGCAGCCGCUUCACGCCCACGCGAGAAAGUACCACUGCAAAAUGUGUCCUCAGCCCUUUGAUGUUCAUCCAACUUAUCAGAUGGAAAGUGACUUGAGACACGACUAUCCAAGAGAAACUUAUGAAUUCUACUCCUCAGGAUUAUAA